This is a messenger RNA of Xylona heveae TC161, 1295 nucleotides long. Its product is annotated as Mgm101p-domain-containing protein. Gene Ontology annotation, cellular component: mitochondrial chromosome; mitochondrial nucleoid. NCBI's taxonomy places the organism in Eukaryota, Fungi, Ascomycota, Xylonomycetes, Xylonales, Xylonaceae. The record is from RefSeq and is a predicted model, not a curated record. Gene Ontology annotation, biological process: interstrand cross-link repair; recombinational repair. The transcript is spliced from 2 exons. The coding region runs from base 25 to 918 and encodes 297 amino acids. Gene Ontology annotation, molecular function: single-stranded DNA binding.
AACACCAACAACCAGUUUUGCCCCAUGGCGUCGUCCACCUUUUCUAGGCCAGGGUCUUUCCUGUGCAAGCAAUUGUCAUCAGCACGAAUUGCACGCUCUCUCUCGACAUCGUCGCUGUCUUUUCGUUCGCCAACGUCACCCCAGUGGAGAGCUGUCGCUGUCCCUUCCAACGAAUCGUCAUCCAACACAACACGCCAAUGGAGCCGUUGCCUUGUAACAACAACUCGUCAGAGAAGAGCAGCGCAGGGCUCUCAAGCUGAAGCAAAUGCUGCGGCCCCCAGCCCUGCGGAUGAUGCAGUUGCUAGCCAGUCUAUUGAAACUCAGAACCUCACCAAUGGGCUCGGCGACGAACCUCUUAUUCUUGACGAAGGAAAUCGACAAGUGGAUUGGUCGCGGUCAUUCCAUGGACUUUCGUCUGAGCCAUUUCCCAAGGAGACAGCGGACACAUUAUUGCAGGAGAUCCAUCCCGAUGAUAUCGAGGUAAAACCAGAUGGCAUCAUCUACCUUCCCGAGAUCAAAUACCGAAGGAUAUUGAAUAAGGCUUUCGGGCCUGGUGGAUGGGGUCUUGCUCCUCGAGGGGAGACGAUCGUGACACCGAAGUCUGUCACAAGAGAAUACGCACUCGUUGCUCACGGACGGCUCGUUUCCGUUGCACGUGGAGAGCAGGACUAUUUCUCGCCCGAAGGCAUCCCAACCGCUACCGAGGGUUGCAAAUCGAAUGCGCUGAUGCGUUGCUGUAAAGAUCUUGGUGUCGCCAGCGAGUUGUGGGAUCCGCGCUUCAUUCGAAAAUUCAUGUCGCAACAUGCAAAGGAAAUUUUCGUUGAGCACGUUCCAUCCAAGAGAAAGCGGAAGAUAUGGCUGAGAAAGGAUGAUCAAGUUCGCUAUCCUUACAAGGAGACCAAGGGUUUCGGGGCCUAAGAUGCAUGGCAUAUUACCGGGCAAGGCUAUGAGUAAAUGCCUUUACUGUUUGUUCUGGAAAUCAACAUAGCGACGGCAUGGCGACGGCAGCUAUUGUACAAUACUAAAUCUCAAAAUUCAUUCAACUCUCGAGAUAAUUUUGUCUUUUGGACUCGCUCACACCAGUAAUGUGUUCGCAAAGCGCACUGAACCCCUUAUGACACAUUGAAUUACUAAUGUCCGAAGCGCAUUUGCGAUAGAAAUGCUUUCUUAAAUCAAGGAUAUAAUGGCCGGCUUUAUCUGCAUUUGAACUUUGCAUUGAGCUAGCUAGCUGUUCAAUACUCAUAGAAGCCUUUUCCAGUCUUCUUUCCUAGCCACCCGGCAUCAACCAUCUUGGU